GCGGGCUUCUGCUGCCUGGCGGCGGCGGACCUCGGAGACGUGUGCGGCAGCUGCUUCCCCGCGGCGGUGGCGCGGGCGGACAGCGAGUGCGGGCCAUCGGAGGGCCGCGUGCCGCGCCUGCGGCUGCAGCACCACCGGGUGACCGCGAGGGCGGCGGCGACGCCCCUGGCACCCGCGCCGCGAGGCCGGCAGGUCGACUCCACACAGUCAGCCCCCGCCGUGGUGGACGCGCCCGCCUCCGAGGACGGCAACAAAGCGGUCGACGCUGGCGGGGGCGCGGCCGCGCACGCGAAGGAGAUCGUCAUCCUGCUGACCGAGGCGCCCGUGGGGUUGAAGGAGGGCACAGAGGUCGCCAUCGAGCUCGGCAGCGCGCCGGGCAGCGGCGCCGCGCCGGAGCCGGCACGCUCGGAGAGCGGCUGGAUCUCCCCGUUCUUGGUCUGCGAAGGGAUCGGCGCAGCGUGCGCCCUGGUGCUGGCGGCCUUCUACCGCUCCGAGGCGCGGCGGAAGGCGGCGGCGCUCGAGGCCGUGAAAGCGUUCGGGAAGGAUCGCGCGGCGCCUCGUGCACGAUGGAGCGCGGGAAGUCUUCUCGCAACAAGAUGGGCGGCGGCAAAGGCUCCAGGCAGAGCGGCGCCUUCGCCUCGCCGGCCGCCGCGCGGGCGCCAGCGUCGCCGGCGCCGCAGUCCCCAGCGCAGUCCCAGAUGA
Molecule: messenger RNA, 702 nt
Organism: Prorocentrum cordatum
Lineage: Eukaryota; Dinophyceae; Prorocentrales; Prorocentraceae
Source: the annotation of a GenBank genome assembly